AUGGGCAAGAAAGUGACAAAACUAUCGGAAAGUUACACACUUGUACCAGGAGUCACUGUUACAAAAAGCAAGGUUCCUGUUCCAGAAGUUUGUGGACUACAAAAACCUGGCUGCAGUCUCAUGAGUAAAGCUGUAGCACAAGAGAAUGAUUCGUGCAAUCACCUUAGCAAGAUAAUAACUGAAGGAAAUUAUGAUACUGCUUGUGGGAGGGCCGAAUUGCACGUAUCUUGGGCAGCAUACCACUCGAGAAGACGAGAACAAGCUGUGACCCGAGUCCAUGGCCCUGCAGCAGUCACUGCUCUUCUUCCUCUCUUCCUGGAUGACUUAAAAUCACUGGCAAUGAUUUGUCAUUCCAUGAAUAUGAUGCUUGUGCUCUGUACAAGCUUCGGCAGGCAUCGUAUGUUGAGUGGCAAACAUGUCAGCCAGAAUGUAACGCCCCAUUAUUUGAUGAAUGGUGCAAACAGAGAGCAGCUCAAAAGGCACAGUUCCAUUUCUGAAAACUUGUGCUCAGCACCGAGUUGGAUGUCCUGGCGUGGGACAGAUCAAUCCAUGAAGGGAACUUCCUUUUGUAUGUGGAGGCUUUGA
Porites evermanni is the source of this 585-nucleotide messenger RNA. The record is from the annotation of a GenBank genome assembly. NCBI's taxonomy places the organism in Eukaryota, Metazoa, Cnidaria, Anthozoa, Scleractinia, Poritidae.